AGACAAUUUCAAUACUUUCAAUAUUAUCCAUCACACAUGUCAUAAGUUGAUACCUACUGUCUAAUAAUACAAGAAAGAACAAUUUGUGAAAAUCAUGAAAACAAGAAUUUUAUCCUUGGGAAAAACAUUUGCCAAAUUCUUCGAACCUAGAAAAUAUGCUACACGUCCAGUUCGGUGUGAUGCACAUAUGAAUGAACUGCCAGUGCCAUGUGGGCCAUGGGAACUUUGGUAUAAGGAUAGACAGAGUUAUUACAAUAAGUUCCUGUUUGCUGGGAUUACUUGGUGGUUAUUUUCAUUAUUUAUGGUGAUUUAUACAGAGAGCAUAUUCUUAAACUGGGGCCCGCCGGCACAACCCGGACCACCUAGUGAUAUGGUGGAGGAAUGUGAUGACAGCGAUACAUGAACAACCUUGUUUCAUUGAAAUUAA
Achroia grisella is the source of this 427-nucleotide messenger RNA. RefSeq lists its product as uncharacterized. Bases 95 to 403 code for a protein of 102 amino acids. The transcript is spliced from 3 exons. The record is from RefSeq and is a predicted model, not a curated record. Lineage: Eukaryota; Metazoa; Arthropoda; Insecta; Lepidoptera; Pyralidae.